Parastagonospora nodorum SN15 is the source of this 1131-nucleotide messenger RNA. RefSeq lists its product as hypothetical. The record is from RefSeq and is a predicted model, not a curated record. Gene Ontology annotation, biological process: fructose 1,6-bisphosphate metabolic process; fructose 6-phosphate metabolic process; fructose metabolic process. Gene Ontology annotation, molecular function: fructose 1,6-bisphosphate 1-phosphatase activity. The coding region runs from base 19 to 1062 and encodes 347 amino acids. The transcript is spliced from 4 exons. NCBI's taxonomy places the organism in Eukaryota, Fungi, Ascomycota, Dothideomycetes, Pleosporales, Phaeosphaeriaceae. Gene Ontology annotation, cellular component: cytosol; cytoplasm.
GAGAAGCAAGCAGACAUCAUGGCGAAUAACGGCAAUGGCGAGAGGCAAGGAGAGGCGGUCAACACAGACAUCAUCACGCUCACGCGGUUCUUGACCGAAGAGCAGACGAAGCACAAGGAAGCCACGGGAGACUUCACAUUACUCUGCCACGCCCUCCAAUUCGCAUUCAAGAGCAUUGCCUACUACAUUCGACGAGCAACCCUCAUCAACCUCACCGGUCUCCAAGGCACCUCCAACACCACAGGCGACGACCAAAAGAAACUCGACGUAAUCGGCGACGAGCUCUUCAUCAGCGCCAUGCGCUCCUCGGGCCGCGUGCGCCUGCUCGUCUCGGAAGAACAAGAAGAAUGCAUCCUCUUCGACGAAUUCCCCGGCGCGCGCUACGCCGUCGCGUGCGAUCCCAUCGACGGCAGUUCGAACCUCGAUGCCGGUGUGUCUGUUGGCACCAUCUUCGCCAUCUACAAGCUGCCCGAGGGCGCGCAGGGCACCAAGGAAGAGAUGCUCAAGCCGGGCACGGAGAUGGUGGCGUCUGGAUUCACCAUGUAUGGCGCUAGUGCGCAGUUGGUUAUCACGAUGAAGGGCGGCAGUGUGAAUGGGUUCACGCUUGAUAAUGCGUUUGGCGAGUUCAUUCUCACGCAUCCGGACAUGCGCGUGCCCAAGUCGAGGGCAAUUUACAGUGUCAAUGAGGGGAACAGCAUGUAUUGGACGGAUCCGGUCAAGGAUUGGUGCGAGAGCUUGAAGAAUCCUGGAGAGGGUGGGAAACCAUACUCGGCACGUUAUAUUGGGUCCAUGGUGGCGGACGCGUACCGCACAUUACUAUAUGGAGGCAUCUUUGCGUAUCCGGCGGAUAAGAAGAGUCCCAAGGGUAAGCUGCGUAUCCUGUACGAGUGUGCGCCCAUGGCUAUGGUUUUUGAGAAUGCUGGCGGCCUGGCUGUCAACAGCAAGAUGGAGCGCAUGUUGGAGGUUGUUCCCGAGCACAUUCACGACCGAUCGGGCAUCUUCAUGGGCUCGGAAGGAGAGGUUCAGAAGGUCAUUGAUUCGCAUAAGAAGUACCAAAAAUAGGUGGAAUAGAACAUGAUAUACCAUAGGCUGCGCAACAGAAUACGAUUAAAGAGCAAUUCGCCAUGAUUC